AAAAGAAGACCCGCCCACCCAAUCCUCCUCAGCGUCUCAAAAUGAAAGAAGCUGACGACUUUGUGACGGAGUGAAGACCACAGGCAGGAGAUGGACGAGAGAAGCGCACCUGUGCUCAUUCUCUCCCUGUUGUGGGUGGUUGCAGGGAUUCCGGCAGCCGCCAAUGUCCGGGACGUGUGUGCCAGCUGCCAUGUCGACGCCACGUGUGACGACAAGUCCGAUAACUCGGGAAAAGUUUGCAACUGCAAGUAUGGAUUUGUAGGAAAUGGAAGGACCUUGUGUCAAGAUAAAGACGAAUGUCAGAUAGGAGCCACAAAGAUCUGUGGUCAGCAUACGACGUGCCACAACACCCACGGCAGUUACUACUGCACCUGCCUGCAUGGAUACAUGGCUUCCAACAACAUGCCCGUCUUCAUUCCUAACGACGGCACACACUGCCAGGACCUGGAUGAGUGCAGCGUGUCGGGGCUGUGUGGACAAGGAGCUCAGUGCAGGAACCUGAAUGGAAGUUUUGACUGCAGUUGCCAGCUGGGAUACCGAGUCCAGGAUGGGAAGGAACCCUUUCACCCUCUCAAGGAUCAGGCUUCAUGCAAAGUGGUGGACUGUGGGCCGCCUGUGCUGCAGGACUACACAGUACUGCUCUCAACGACAGGGACGACCUACAGAAGCAUGGCCACCUUUGACUGUGAUGAAGGCUCGGUCAAGAGGAGUGGAAACAAUGUUUCACUGUGUGGAGCUGAUGGACUGUGGACUGAGACCACCUUGGUCUGUGAAGUGGUUUACUGCGGUCCUCCUCCUCCCUUCCCUCACUCACACAUGCUGUGGAGUACGAGCUCCAGGAUGGGCUCCAUGGUGCUUUAUCAAUGUAACUCUGGCUAUCUCCACACGGGAGACGGCAAUGUCUCCACCUGCACCGCCGCAGGGCGAUGGGAGGGUGCACCUGUGAUUUGCCAAGAGAUAUUGUGUGGCAAACCACCUACAAUGCCAAACACUGGAUAUAUGUGGAAUGGCAGUUCCACUCUUGGAAGUAUAGCGAGUUAUUAUUGUAAAGGAGGAUUUAACCACACGGAGGGAGAUGGUGUAUCACUGUGCACGUCCAACGGUAACUGGACCAAGCCAAACGUUUCAUGCAAAGAAGUUGACUGCGGCGCCCCUCCUGACAUCUCUAAUUCGGUCCUGCUAUGGGAUCACAUCUCCACUGUGGGCUCUCGGGUUGUUUACGAGUGUACAUUCGGAUAUCACAGAGUUGGAGAAAGAAAUACAGCAGUUUGUACUGACGCUGGAAUAUGGGACAAACCCACUCUGCACUGCCAAGAAAUCACAUGUCAGGAGCCUGGCAUGAAAGCGCAUGCAAAAAGGCGAUGGGAUGGCACCGCACAUGUUGGCAGUGUGGUUGUCUACCAAUGUGAUGAAGGAUACUACACAAGGAGUGUGAGGAACUACUCUGUGUGUGGACACAAUGGACAAUGGGAGGAAUUUGACCUUUGGUGUGAAGAAAUAAGCUGUGGUCCUCCUCAAGCGCUCCCCCAUACUAACCUGCAGUGGGACCGCUCCACUCGUCCUGGCAGUGCCGUGCUUUAUAAGUGUAUGGGUGGAUAUUACCAGGAGGGUGGAGAUGAUAUUUCCACAUGUCUGACAUCAGGCGAGUGGGCAAAAGUAUCAUUGAAGUGCAAAGCAAAAUGUGGCCCUGUCCCCAUGCUCGCCCAUUCAGACGUGGUGUGGAAUAACAGAAGUGUUGUGAUCCAUCGCUGUGCAAAUGGAUAUCACAGUUGGAGGGGCAGCAACAUUUCCCUGUGCAGUAGCUCUGGGGUGUGGCAGACGGCCACUCUCCAAUGCAUAGAAAUCAAGCCACCCAUCGAUCAUCUCAAUGUUUCCGAUGAAAAAUGUGUCCAAUGGAGAGCAGAGAAGUACGAAGAAGAUACAGAAACCUACAAGGUGUUCUACAUGGGAUCCAGAGACUACGACGGAACCUUUCUUGAAAAAAGGAAGCGGUUUCUGAGCUCUCAGGCAGAGUGGCUGAAAGUCUGUUUAAGUUUGCUUCCAGCCACAAACUACAGCAUCUCAAUCACUGCCAUGUCCACUGGGUUCACAGCCACCAUCACCACUAACACCAGUUUACCAGUACCACUUGUACCAGAUGUCCACUACAGAGAAUAUGAGUCUCCUGCACCGAAUUUGAGGCUGCACAGGUCACCCAGUACUCUCGACCCAAUAAGUUUGUACCAAGUCUUUGUACUUCCCAUAGACGGCAUGAUGACGUUUGACUGCUCCUCUCCUGCGAAUGGAGACGCUUUAAGCAAACAGGAUUCCUUGACAAGGCACAUAGCAGCUCAGAUGCACAUCAGCCAUGUCGGAGCAGAUAUGAACUUCACUGUUGGAGAUGGCCUCUAUCGCGGAGGCUUUUUCAAUGCUCCUCUAGAGAAAGGCAGAAACUACUAUGUGGUCUUGCGUGUUGUUAGCCGGUGGAACAAGGAUUUAAAAAGCUCCUGUGUCCUUUGGGCCAAAGUGACAGGUACAUCCUACGUUGUGAAGGUUUCAUCGCUGUGUGCCGCGGCCACAGUCGGACUAAUAGCCUUAGCUGCUUCACUUGGACAUGCUUAUACCUGGUGGCGACUUGUCCAGGGUGUACACCGCCUUCCGCCCGAAUGCAGCUGAGAUAGGCUCCAGCGACCCCCUUUGUGCUAAGGGUGGUCAAUACUAUUGUGCUGAAAACAAAGUUGUAUUAAAUUGUUAUAUGUAUCCAGUGA
Molecule: messenger RNA, 2747 nt
Organism: Nerophis lumbriciformis (worm pipefish)
Lineage: Eukaryota; Metazoa; Chordata; Actinopteri; Syngnathiformes; Syngnathidae
Product: sushi domain-containing protein 1
Molecular function (GO): calcium ion binding
Source: RefSeq, a predicted model, not a curated record